UUAAGAGGUUUGAAGCAAUGAUGUGACAUGUGCACGUGUAUUUUUGUGCAUUAGAAUGUGUGUGUUUAAUACUGACAGCCUGUAAUCGUCGGUCCAGGGUAGAGCCAGCCAGUCUCCGUGCAUGUCGUGGUAGUACUCCACCAUCUCCUCGGUGGACUUGUCUGACGACACGAAGACCACCUCAAACUGCGCAGGGGGGUCGCUUUCUUCCACCAGCUCCGUGUAGAAGUCGCACAAGACGGGCGUGAAGUCCCUACAAGGUGGACACCAUCCUGCAGAGAACCGAGUGGACUGAGGUCACUUGGAAAGAAAGCCGGCCCGCUCUUCCUUCCUUGGCGGGUGUUCGCUUCCCAUUUGUGGAGUCAACCGCCUGCGUCAACACACUGCUGAGACUUUUUCACAAGGGUUUAGUCGCUCUCCCAAAGCAAUUUUCUGCCUCCACCAUGACCUCCAAUUCCAAUUUAGCCAGCAUGCGGCGGAUGGUGGAGCAACUGAAACUGGAGGCCAGUGUGGAGAGAAUGAAGGUGUCCCAGGCGGCUGCAGAGCUCCAGCAGUACUGUCUUCAGAACGCAGGCAGGGAUGCUCUGCUGGUCGGGGUCCCCACUGGGAGCAACCCCUUCAGAGAACCACGAUCCUGCACUGUGGUGUGACGUCGGCGACCGGUGUGGAAUUCUGAGGAAGAACAUCACAAUGGAAAUAGUGUUUCUUUUUUUUUUUUUAAACGUAGCAGAGAAACAACGCACACCAGAAGCACCGUGACGCCUCAACACACUGAAGAGAUGAUAUAUUUUCAGCCUGAAAGUAAAUAUUUACUGUGUAGCUUUGGCUAUUCGUCCAAAUGAUGAAGUCAUGCUAAAGUAGAUGGAAUGAAAGGGUUUUAAAGGGCGUUCAAUAAUACAAUACAGUAAAAGCUAUCUGUAGUGGGUGAGUUGUUACCUUUCAUGAUUGAAGAAGGCACCAAAAGACUACUACGUUGACCCGCAUGUGAGAUAAAACAGUUUUUUGAGACAAAAUCCCAAAUGAUGCAAUAAAAAAAAAUGAUGUCACA
This is a messenger RNA of Dunckerocampus dactyliophorus (ringed pipefish), 1048 nucleotides long. It is a transcript of the gene gng10, whose product is annotated as guanine nucleotide binding protein (G protein), gamma 10. Bases 444 to 650 code for a protein of 68 amino acids. Gene Ontology annotation, molecular function: G-protein beta-subunit binding. The record is from RefSeq and is a predicted model, not a curated record. NCBI's taxonomy places the organism in Eukaryota, Metazoa, Chordata, Actinopteri, Syngnathiformes, Syngnathidae. Gene Ontology annotation, cellular component: heterotrimeric G-protein complex. The transcript is spliced from 3 exons. Gene Ontology annotation, biological process: G protein-coupled receptor signaling pathway.